AUGUCACGUUCUAAAGAAGGAUUCUUAUGGACACCAACCCAGGAAACUGAGGGUCUGCUUAGCGACGCGGUACAGCAGGGAUCUCGUAGUAUUCAAGAUUACUAUGAUGUUAUUGUUGUUGGUGCCGGAUUUUCGGGCCUCAUCGCUGCUCGAGAUCUAACCCAAAAACAUGGGCUUAGGGUCCUACUGGUGGACGCCCGGGAUCGAAUUGGCGGCCGUACCUGGACAGCAAAAGUGCAGGGCGAGGAGAUCGAGAUGGGAGGCACCUGGGUUCACUGGAACCAGCCACAUCUUUAUGCUGAGCUCCACCGAUACGGCCUACAUCGCAACCUCAAGACGUCUGCUGGUACGUCCGCAGCUGAAAUGCAAUAUUUCAGGCCUGGUCCAGGACAACUAGAGGUGGUGCCGGCCGAAAAGUACGUGGCAGUGUUAGAGAGUGUGGCACAACGAUUUUUCUCUAUCGAUGGGUUGGAAAGCAGAUCACUUAUGCCUUACCCCCAUGAUCCGUUGCGGCAACCAUCUCCUUGGCAGGCAUACGAUUAUCUAAGUGUGAAGGAUCGGCUAAACCAGCUACACGAUAUCCCUCAUUGGGAAAAGGAGCUGUUCGAAUCAAAUCUCAACACAUUUGGCAGCGCUCCAGGAAAAGACAUCGGCUUUGUUGAAGCACUACGUUGGUUCACAUUGGGAGGACAUAGCAUGGUAGGGGUCUUUGAGCUUGCUGGUAAAUUUAAGCUUGGAAAUGGAGGAAUUACUUCGUUUGCCCGAGCCAUCUGGAACGAAUUUAACGGAGACUCCUUAUUCAACACCCCAAUCAAUGGAAUCUACCAGGGAGAUGGUGGCGUGGAGAUCAAUACAAGCCACGGCCAAAUUUUAAGAGCUAAGCUUGUUAUAUCGACUAUUCCACUUAACUGCCUGAAUGACGUUCAAUUCAGCCCUCCACUUUCCCCUAUGCGCCAGGCAGCAAUCGCAGAAGGGCACAUUAACAGGGGGGCCAAGAUCCAUUUCAAGCUACGAGAAACCCUGCCAGGUUGGUUCUGGACCUCAAACGGCUAUAAUGGAUCGGAUUUUGUCUUUGCCUUUUCCGACCAUAAUGGAACCCAGCCUUCAGGUCCGUCCGGCACAUGGUGUAUCGGCUUUGGUUACAAUGGAUGUCUCACCGAUAAGAAGGAUAGCAGGAGUAUCUUGAAAGCUUUCAAGCAGGACAUAAAUCCUAAUCACAAUGUCGAGGCCUAUGCUACCCAUGACUGGAUGAAUGAUCCAUACGCCAAAGGUGUAUGGGCCUGUUGGGGACCUAACUCCACUUCAAAGUAUCUGAAGGCGCUGCAAAAACCUCAUGGACGUAUAAUCUUCGCUAGUGCUGACUGGGCAGCUGGAUGGCGAGGUUUUAUUGAUGGUGCCAUUGAGCAAGGCCAAUUCGCUGUUCGGGAUAUAAUACAGUUGCUGGAGAAUGAUCUGUCUACCGUCUCAGUUCGCCUUGAUCGGGCGGCACUGGACAAAAUUGAAUAUGCAAUUCAGUAUAUUGAUAAUUGCGGUCAGGACCAUGACCAUCCAUACUACCCAUCUCUGCCACUGAUUGGAGCGGCCCAUGAGGCGGAGGAUGAGACUACCCACAGCAGCCUUCCCAGUCGCGAAGGACAAGAUAUUGGCGGCUCGAAGGAAGAAAUUUAUCUCGAGAGCAUCGAUGAUUUCAUCUUCAGAAAGGAAUUGUAUAUGUCGAUAUCCGCCCACGUUGGACUGGGCUGUAGCUAG
Molecule: messenger RNA, 1749 nt
Organism: Talaromyces amestolkiae
Lineage: Eukaryota; Fungi; Ascomycota; Eurotiomycetes; Eurotiales; Trichocomaceae
Exons: 3
Coding region: 1-1749 (582 amino acids)
Molecular function (GO): oxidoreductase activity
Source: RefSeq, a predicted model, not a curated record